Molecule: messenger RNA, 882 nt
Organism: Metarhizium brunneum ARSEF 3297
Lineage: Eukaryota; Fungi; Ascomycota; Sordariomycetes; Hypocreales; Clavicipitaceae
Source: RefSeq, a predicted model, not a curated record
AUGGCUGACCGGGAUCUCUGUUCAGCCUCCCGACCAAUCGACCAGGUAAUGCAAGUCAAGAAAAUCACACAACUUGGCCAGGGUUCAGGAGCUACUUCUUCUGUCGGCCCUACUCCGAAGCCACCGGCUCGACAACAACCCGAGGGCCUCAAAGCCAGAUAUCAACCUUAUGGAGUCACUAGUCCCAUGGGUCAAAUUGGUGUAGAUGCAUCCUUCCACAUUGAAGAUGAUACAGAGAUGGCUGAUGCUCCUGCUCCUGCUCCUGCUCCUGCGAUACUCGCUGGCAGCGCACAGAACAAGUCGGACAAGAAGGAAAAGAAAAGGAAGGAAAAGGGGGAGUCUGAGACGCCAAGAAAGGGAAAAAGAAAGCACGUUUCUUCUGAGGAUGAUGCGGUCGCUGCUACAGAACAACUUAUGGGGGAGAACUUGUCCGCAGAAACCAAAACAAAGAAGCAGAAGACUGAGCGCGUUGGGAGUCCCGAUCUCGGAUCCGAUGCGCCUCCAUCGUCGGCUGUUUCCAAGAAACAGACGCUCCUUGUGCCCCCGGCGAUUCCGGGGUCAACGCCCUCGUCGAAGUCCAAGCGUAGCAAGUCCAAGCCUGAGACUCCAGCGUCAAAGCCUCGUGAGACGGCAGUUCCUGUCCCUCAAGUGCCAGGAUCCUCUCAGCACAAGGUUUCUCCUGUUCCCAUUCCUCAACCUGGUGUAGCCUCCACGCCUGUUGCAGACAGAGACAGCAAGAAGUCCAAGAAGAAGAAGACAAAGACUCCUGAUGCCACGGCAAAAACUCAGCAGAGUCCUCCUCCAAGUGCACAGCCAGCAGGCAGAAACAGCAAGAUUAAGUUGACUCCUGUACCGAUGCCAAAGCUGAAGACCACAGGCUAG